Chara braunii is the source of this 5715-nucleotide messenger RNA. The record is from the annotation of a GenBank genome assembly. Lineage: Eukaryota; Viridiplantae; Streptophyta; Charophyceae; Charales; Characeae.
GAGUGGUUGACGGGGAGUGGGUAGUGUGUAUCUGUGUGCACACGAGAGGAGCAAAGGAGAGGAGCGAAGGAUAAAUAGGUAGGUAGGGAAAUGGACAGAUAGUCAAGAAGGUAGGAGAAUGAAGGAAGAGAAGGCGUAUGUGGGUCAGGAUGAAAGAUGUCGGUAGGCGUCAUGUAGAGUGUAGGGUCCGGGCUGUCGAGGGAAGGAUAGGAUAAGGCAUAUUUUUGACGCUGACAGAAAGUGAACUUCCUUUGACCGAACGCGGGACGUGAAAGCGGUCAGGUGCGUUAUGAUAGCAAUGUGUGAGUAAGCACGCAGAAGGCUGUAAACAAGCGGGAAAGAGGAGAAGAAAAGAUGCGGAGGGGAGGUAGGGAUUGAACGAGGGAAGGAAAGUCGCGCAAUAGAGACGAAAGAAGAAUACUCUAUAUUGUAGAUAGAGCGAAUGGCUAGCGGAGCCUCCGGAGUGAAACGGUGAACAGGAGACGUGCAAGAUUAGGGAAGAGAGGAGGUAUGAUCUUUCUAGGACCGAUUUUAUACAUCCGCACGCAAAAGAGAGAGAGAGAGAGAGAGAGAGAGAGAGAGAGAGAGAGAGAGAGAGAGAGAGAGAGAUGAUCUAGCUCACAACUGGCAUUUCGCGGGUGUGAUGAUUUUGAGUGGUUAAUUGGUGUUCAGUAAUCGUUGUGCUUCGCGCUCUGAACCCGGCGAGGACGACUGCUAACGGCUAUUGUUGACUAUAUGUAUUGUAUUUGUUCCGCUGACUAUCGCAUAGACGCAUGCUAGUUCUGCUAGUAGGCUGGUCGUUCGUUUUAAUCGCUGGAGGGAAAAAUAGGAGGGCAGUUGCGAUCGUGCGUGUCAUUACAUGACGUCUUUGUGGUGGACACACGAGCGCUGUCUAGUAGGAUGAUACAGUAAACCAUAUGAAUUAGGAAGAAAGUGACGUCAACAUUUAAUAGAGGAUUGCCCAUGUGUACGUGGUGGCUUUAUCCAGCUGGCAACGAGUGUUCGGUGCUGUCGGGUUACAGGUACCUGACACUCGAACCCUGACAGUCGAGGACGCAAUUUCAUAGUUCUUCUCAGGACAAUCCUUUAGGGUGACAUCAGGAAACUUGCGUGCCUGAGAGAGAGAGAGAGAGAGAGAGAGAGCAUGUACAACAGUUGUAGAUCUCCCUUUGCGCAAGGUAUUUAUUGUAGUUGUACUCGUUAAUGCGGUGGUUCGCCACAUUUUUAUUGGCGUCCUUACCGGAACCAGUGCCCCUGGUAAUCAAGAGGGUGUGUUGUUUGCCACAGAGAGAGAGAGAGAGAGAGAGUAAUGUGGGAAGUUGUGUUUGUCAGUUUAUGGCAGGGCUGAUUUGUACGAUAGGUUUCCAUUGAGCAAUCAGGAAGGAAGGAGAGGGCUGGAACCAGUUUGAUUGGAUUUCGCGAUGUGUUGACAUCAGGGAUAUAGGAGCGUAACAGUAAGCACAGGGUUAGUUGAAUGAAAUAGUAUCCAGCAAGUGUAGUGAAGUGUCUGGAGCGUCGAGUCGUGUUGGUUUGGCGGGAGUCGAGGGUUUGUGUGCGGGAAGGGGGGUUUUAUUGUGUGAGGUAAGGGUCAAAUCUAUCGAACCAAGGGACUGCGCGCCAUCUUUGGGGGCCGAUAUGGAAGCGGGAAGUGCGCAAGGAAGUGGGUCCAGCUCGAGUACGAUUCCUGUUUUCGCUCCUCCUCCUCCUCCUCCUCCUUCCACCUCUCCUCCUCCGCUUCCUCCUCAUGCUCUUGUCCAUCGUCCGACUUCAUUCAGCACGAUGAGUAUGCCGCCUCCUCCGCCUCCUUUCGCCUGCGUUUCUUCUUCCUCCGCUCCCUCCCCCAUGUUCUUGUCUUCCUCCUCUUCUCCUUCUCCUUCCUUCUCGUCGUCCUCCUCCUCCUCCUCGCCGUUCUUUUCUUCCCUCUCUCACGCUUCUUUCUAUUUCUCCUCCUCUUGCCCUUCUUCUUCUUCCUCCUCCUCCUCCUCCUCCCUUAGCGUGCCGAUUACCGCCACUCCUGCCGCUGUUCCCGUCGGUUCUGCCGAGCGGGAGCCUUCUUGGCUGCUUGUCAAGCAGCUCAUCCAGCUGGCCAAAAACGUUUCCAAGAUCGCGGAGUCGACAAAGAGCCACAAGAAGUUCUGCGUGACCUUGUCUCGUCGUGUAAAGAACAUCGUUCCUUUCCUGGAAGAGCUGCGUGAUCUGAGGUCCCCUCUGCCUCCGGCCGCCACGGCGUCCUUCAAGGCGCUCGAGAUCUCUUUCCGCAAAGCCAAGACCCUGUUGGAAGAGUGUCGAGACGGGAGCCGCAUGUUCAUGGUGCUCAACAGCGAAGCCAUGCUGAUAAGGUUCCAUGACCUAACGGCGGAGAUAUGUGGUCACCUGUACGAUGUCCCUCUGAACAUACUAGAAAUUUCCGACGAGACGAAGGAGCAGGUGGAACUGGUGAGAGAGCAGCUGAGAAGAGCCAAGAGUGUGGUGGAUCUGAAAGAUAGCAGUUUGUUCUCGGAGUUGAGGAACGCGAUGGAGGGCGUCAGGAAGGGCGGCACGUGGGACGGGUCGCGGCUCACGGACUUGGCGCGCGGACUGGAAUUGAACACACGAUCGGCGAUUCAAGCAGAGAUGAAGGCGUUGGAGAGAAGAGGGGAAGCCGCCGCCGCCGCAGCCGCAGUAUCCGCAGCAGGAGGGGGAGGAGGAGGUGGUGGUGCCGUGGGAGGAGGAGGGGGAGGAGCAAUCAGGAGCAUGCCGCCUGUGCUCGGCGGGGGUUUGGCGGGAAACACUAGCGGAUGCAGCAUGAGCACAGGUACGAGCGGCGCUACGAAUUCCCUUGCAUCAGCCGGUGCCGCUGCCCCCGGAGGAGGGGGCGGCGGCGGGUAUUCCACCCUGGGGGGGGUCGUCAACGGCGGCGCGGGUGCGGGCGGCGGCGGCGGUGGAGGAGGGGGAGGAGCCGCGGACCUCGAAGAUGCGGAGUUGAAGUUGAUGAGAGCGUUGUUGCAGAGGAUGAGCAUGUGUUCGACCGGUAUGGAGCCCGACUCCUCCGAUCUCGUGGGGUGUUCGUCUUCCGCAUCGACCUGCCCUGGGCUUUCGUCUCACAAGACUCUCCCUCCGGUUCCGCCUGACGACUUCCGAUGCCCGAUUUCGUUGGAGCUGAUGAGCGAUCCCGUCAUUAUUUCCACCGGUCAAACGUUUGACCGCGCGUGCAUCCAACGCUGGAUCGACUCCGGGCACCGUACCUGUCCCAAGACUCAGCAGCCGCUCAGUCACUUCACGUUGAUCCCUAAUUACGUGUUGAAGGGCCUGAUCAUAGCGUGGUGCGAGGAGAAUGGGGUCGAGUUCCCCCAGAAGAAGGGUAAUCAAGGCCGCGGGGCGUGCGACGGGGGUGAGGCCACCGGAGAUCGAACGCUUGUUGACGGUUUGCUCGUCAAAUUGCGCCAUGGCACGGGCGAAGAGCAGCGCAAUGCGACCGGAGAACUGCGCCUUCUGGCGAAGAGGAGCAUGGAAAACCGCGUGUGUAUUGCGCAGGCGGGCGCUAUUCCGAUCCUUGUGCACCUGCUAAGUUCCGCUGACCCGAAAACGCGGGAACACGCCGUUACCGCGCUUUUGAAUCUAUCAAUCAACGAGAGUAACAAGGGCGCGAUCAUGUCGGCGGGAGCGGUGCAGCCGAUCGUGGAAGUGCUGAAAUCGGGGACGAUGGAAGCGCGGGAAAACGCCGCCGCUACUCUGUUCUCUCUCUCCGCUGUCUCCGACAACAAGGCACCGAUUGGCGCGGCCGGAGCCAUUCCCGCGCUCGUCGGGCUGCUUCAAGAGGGAGGCACGCGCGGGAAACGAGAUGCGGCAACGGCUCUUUUCAAUUUGACAGUAGCUCCUGUGAAUAAGACGAGAGCUGUGAGGGCAGGAAUUAUUCCUCCGCUCAUGGAAUUGCUAACGGAUCGAACGAUGGGGCUUGUUGACGAGGCUUUGGCAAUUCUGUCGGUGCUGGUUACGGCGCCGGAAGGUAGGGAGGCUGUAGGUCAGGCGGCGGCGGUUCCCAUCUUGGUCGAUCUGAUUAAGGAUGGAACGCCAAGAAAUAAGGAGAAUGCAGCGGCGAUUCUGCUCGCUCUGUGCUUGAACAACGCGGUGCACAAGGAGGAGGUGCUCAAGUUGGGAGCGGGCCAACCGCUCAGUAACUUGCUGCUCUCCGGUACAGCACGGGCAAGACGGAAGGCCAAGGACUUGUUAAGCCACUUGCAGGCGUCGUCGGGCGUGACGGGAGGAGACAGAGAUGCUUAUCAUGGCGCUGCAUCGGGAGCGAACACUGGGCAAAUUGCUGAAGACAUGAGGACAUCGCGUUGACGUCAUUUCUCUUUUUCUUGUUUCUCGUUCUUUUCUCUUUUCUUGUUCUUUUCUUUUUUCUUUUUCUUUUCUUUUUCUUUUUUUUUUUCUUUUUUUUUUUUCCGUUCUUUCGUUCGCACUCACUCACCGAUCCCCGCUUCCCGUUCUUCCCAUUGCGUUCUUGCUGAAUUAUGUUCCGCGCGGUGCCAACCUGCCCCUCCUUUCUUCACCCAACUGAAGUGUCUUAUCAGUCGGGUUGACCUUCUGUAUCUUUAUCACUAACACUGGGUGCGUGAGUGAGUGAGAGAGAGAGAGAAAGAGAGAGAGAGAGAGAGAGGAGCUACAAAUUGUAAAGAAGUCUCUCGAGUUCUUUUGUGUAUCAAUGCUCGAUCGAACUUGGUUAGCGAACACACGGCAGGAGAGAGAGAGAGAGAGAGUUAGUGCUUUCCGAAAUUCUGCUUUCUAUGUAUUGGCCUUGAUAUCCGUGAUAGCCUAAUGAAUGGUUGUUAAAUCGCUGUCGAAUUUAUUCUGCAAUGGAUAGCCUGAUUUCUUUUACAGGUCUGAGUCGUGAGGAACUCAUAGAAGGCUUUAGAAGAAUGCGGGUGUGUAGGCCAAAUGGGGCUAUUUGGUGGGAGUGAGGAGGAGAGGGAAGGAGGUUAAGGGUGUAGUAUAUGCUGAGUCGUGGAGAUAUUUGGAGGGAGGGACGAGCAGUGGGGAAGAGGUUAAAAGCGUAAGCAAGUCUAGAUCGUCGUGCUGUGGUUCGAGUAGUGGCGUUUCUUUCGGUUUCCUGUCUCUCUCAUCUCUUCUCCCCCCUUUCCUCCUGUUUCCCAUCUCUUCUCCCCCCUUCCUCCUGUUUCCCAUCUUUUCUCCCCCCUUUCCUCCUGUUUCCCAUCUCUUCUCCCCCCCUUCCCUCCUGUUUCCCAUCUCUUCUCCCCCCUUCCCUCCUGUUCCUCAUCUCUUCUCCCACCUUUCCUCCUGUUUCCCAUCUCUUCUCCCCCUUUCCUCCUGUUUCCCAUCUCUUCUCACCCUUUUCCUCCUGUUUUCCAUCUCUUCUGCCACGUUUCCUCCUGUUUCCCAUCUCUUCUCCCCCCUUUCCUCCUGUUUCUUGUGUCUCCAUUCUUGCUUGUUUCUCAUCUCCUUUUCCUCCUGUUUCUACUGUCUUCAUUCUCUCUUGUUUCAUCCUCCCUCCCUUUUCUCCUGUUCCUACCCCUUGUGCCCACUCUCUCUCCUUUCCUCUCUUCCCCGUGGUCCCUCUCCUUACUGCGAUAUCUCUCUUCUUCCCUUGUUUUUGCUACAUUGUGUUCAUCGUACUCGUGAUUGACCCCUGUUUCUUCUUCCAUGCGUAUAGACAUCGUCCUCUUGAUUGACCCCUUUUUCAUGACGUAUAGACAUUACCUGUCGCACCUCGCCUCU